UGUUGUUCCCCACCACGAGUGAGUCAGCCUAGCGCCUGGCCGAUAAGUUCCCCGUUCGAGAAAUCUGACCGCGGCAGUGCAGUUGCAAUCAUUACUGAAGUGUGGCCGUGGUAAGCCUCUCGCUCUCAACUGUGGCACAAAGCGUAUUACAGUCCGCAUAAAUGUCUCUUACUGAGUCUUCUGCAAAUGAUAUCGCCAGGACUGCGUCUUUGGCAUCUCGUGGCUUAGCAACAUUAUCUGAAGCUGACCGCAAUGGUGCAUUAGCAACACUUCAUGAUGCAAUGCUGAGGAAUAAAAGUUUUAUACUAGAGGCGAAUGCUAGGGAUGUUGAGAUAGCGAGCCAAGCCGUUGAAAAGGGAAAUCUGAGCCAUAGUGUUUUGAAAAGACUCGACUUGUCGCGCCCAGGAAAAUACGAUGACAUGCUUCAGGGCAUCCUCAGUGUCCGAGAUUUACAAGACCCGAUUGGACAGGUGACUCUGAGGACACUGCUGGAUGAUGAUCUAGUGCUCGAAAGAGUGAGCUGUCCUAUAGGUGUCUUAUUGAUAAUCUUCGAGGCGCGCCCUGAAGUCAUUGCGAAUAUAGCAGCCUUGUCUAUAAAGUCGGGAAACGCCGCAAUUCUCAAAGGCGGAAAGGAAUCUACGGAGACUUUUGUUGCUAUCUCACAGGUUAUUUCGAACGCCAUUGUGGGUACCGGAGUUCCCAGAUCAUCAGUGCAGCUUGUGAAAACAAGGGAUGUGGUUUCUUCCUUGCUAGCCCAGGAUUCAUUGAUUGACCUUGUGAUACCUCGCGGGUCAAAUGAUCUUGUCCGAUUCGUGAAGGACAACACAAAAAUCCCCGUUCUCGGGCAUGCUGACGGCCUUUGUUCUGCCUACAUUCAUUCCGAUGCAGACCCGCUGAUUGCGGCUAAAGUAAUUGUGGACUCCAAGACUGAUUAUCCAGCUGCCUGUAAUUCUCUAGAGACUCUACUCGUUCACGAAGACGCUCUUGAGACUGUUUUCCCCCAUGUUGCCGAAGCCCUAUUCUCUAAAGGAGUGUGCCUUCGCUGUGACAUACCAGCCAAGGCUGCGUUAACGAAGAUCUUACCUACAGCACCGUCUCACCUACUCCAGAAUGCUGUUGACUCUGAUUAUCACACCGAGUUCUUGGAUCUCAUUCUGGCAGUCAAAACCAUAACCUCAACGCACUCCGGAAGUUCGUUGGUGGAUAAUGCGGUCGCCCACGUCAAUUCGCACUCUUCUAAACAUACUGACAUCAUUUUGACAAGCUCAAAGGAGAUUGCAGACAUUUUUAUGAAAGGCGUUGAUAGUGCUGGUGUCUUCUGGAACGCAUCGACAAGAUUUGCAGAUGGGAUGAGAUACGGGUUCGGUACAGAGGUUGGCAUCAGCACGAACAAAAUUCAUACAAGGGGUCCUGUUGGAUUAGAUGGCUUAACCAUCUACAAGUAUCUGGUUCGGGGGAAUGGUCACCGAGCAUGCGAUUAUUCGGAAGGGGGGAAAAGAUGGAAACAUGAAAGCCUACCCCUCUAGUUGAUCUCAUUCAUAGUUUGAUAUCAUUUAUUCAUGUAAACUUCAAUUUUCAUUCAGCUCCAAAUCCUCUACCUGGCAU
Molecule: messenger RNA, 1605 nt
Organism: Aspergillus alliaceus
Lineage: Eukaryota; Fungi; Ascomycota; Eurotiomycetes; Eurotiales; Aspergillaceae
Product: glutamate-5-semialdehyde dehydrogenase
Exons: 3
Coding region: 162-1526 (454 amino acids)
Molecular function (GO): glutamate-5-semialdehyde dehydrogenase (NADP+) activity; NADP binding
Source: RefSeq, a predicted model, not a curated record